Messenger RNA from Saccharomyces eubayanus, 1194 nucleotides. RefSeq names its product SKI complex subunit WD repeat protein SKI8 (gene SKI8). The record is from RefSeq and is a predicted model, not a curated record. Gene Ontology annotation, cellular component: Cdc73/Paf1 complex. The transcript has a single exon. Bases 1 to 1194 code for a protein of 397 amino acids. NCBI's taxonomy places the organism in Eukaryota, Fungi, Ascomycota, Saccharomycetes, Saccharomycetales, Saccharomycetaceae. Gene Ontology annotation, molecular function: protein binding.
AUGUCCAAAGUGUUCAUUGCUACAGCCAAUGCCGGAAAAGCUCACGAAGCCGAUAUUUUCUCUAUCACCGCAUGUAAUUCUUUCACAAUAAGUUGUUCAGGUGAUGGUUACUUGAAACUAUGGGAUAAUAAACUAUUGGAUAAUGAAAACCCAAAGGAGAAAUCUUACGCUGAGUUUGUCCACAAGACUGGGCUACACCACGUGGACGUUUUGCAGACCAUUGAGAAGGACGCGUUCGAAAUGUGCCUUGUCGCUACCACUUCAUUUUCUGGCGAUUUAUUCUUUUAUCGAAUUACAAGAGAAAAUGGGAGCAAGAAAGUUAUAUUUGAGAAACUGGAUCUGUUGAGUGCAGAUAUGAAGAAGAACUCCUUUUGGGCUUUGAAAUGGUGCGCUUCAAAUGAUAGACUACUGUCGCAUAGACUAAUUGCUACAGAUGUGAAGGGAACCACUUACAUUUGGAAGUUUUAUCCAUUCGAAGACCAAACUGGCUCUUCGUCACCAGACUGGAAACCGGUAUUGGAACUGCAAGGUACAAUUGUGUCGCCGAUGACGCCAAAUCAAUUUGCCACAUGCGUGGAUAUCUCUGAACGAGGGCUAAUUGCCACAGGGUUUAAUAAUGGAACCGUACAAAUUUCAGAAUUAUCUACAUUACGUCCAUUGUACAAUUUUGAAUCACAACAUUCUAUGAUCAAUAACUCUAACUCCAUUAGAUCGGUUCAAUUUUCCCCUCAGGGAUCCUUAUUGGCUAUUGCGCACGAUUCGAAUUCAUUCGGUUGUAUAACUUUGUAUGAAACUGAAUUUGGUGAGAGAAUUGGCUCAUUAUCCGUCCCAACACAUUGUUCACAGACAAGUCUCGGAGAAUUUGCACACUCCAGUUGGGUGACAAGCCUAUCGUUCAAUGAUUCUGGUGACACUCUGUGUAGUGCCGGAUGGGAUGGAAAACUAAGAUUUUGGGAUAUAAAAACGAAGGAAAGAAUCACAACUCUAAAUAUGCAUUGCGACGAUAUUGAAAUUGAAGAAGACAUCUUGGCCGUCGAUGAGCACGGAGAUUCUUUAGCUGAACCAGGUGUGUUUGACGUAAAAUUCAUGAAAAAAGGUUGGAGAUCUGGUAUGGGAGCUGAUUUGAAUGAAAGCUUGUGCUGUGUAUGUCUAGAUAGAAGCAUUAGGUGGUUUAGAGAAGCCGGUGGUAAAUAA